UACACACAGACAGACACACAGACACACGUACAGACAGACACACGCACACCCCAACCGGAACGGAGGGGUUGGACCGAGCUUGCGCGCUCUGCGGGGCCCGGAGCGGGACGGCAGCGAUCGAGCGGGGGUAGCACCGGGGUGGCGGGGGGGUGAACCCACCCGCUCGCCCGCCCCGGGCUCCCGGUUCGGGGUGAUCGGGGAAGAGACGGACAGACAGACGGACGGACAGACAGACAGACCCCGGGCCGCAGGGUCCCACCGCCCCCGCCCCGCAUCGCUGCCGCAUUGCGGCCGCCCCCGCCCCGCCCGGUAGCCCCCUCCUCUGUGCCCGGGGUCUGUCCGCCUGCCCGCUGCCAUGAGCUUCUUCGGGUUCGGGCAGAGCGUGGAGCUGGAGCUGGUGCUGAGCGACCAAGAGAGCCGGCGUCGGGUGGAGCACAAGACGGAGGAAGGCAAGAAGGAGAAAUACUUCCUCUUCUACGACGGGGAGACGGUCUCCGGAAGGGUCGUCCUCAGCCUCAAGUACCCCAACAAGCGCUUGGAGCAUCAGGGCAUCAAAGUGGAGUUCAUCGGGCAGAUCGAACUCUACUAUGACCGAGGAAACCACCAUGAGUUUGUGUCUCUGGUCAAAGACCUGGCCCGUCCUGGGGAAUUCACUCAACCACAGACAUUUGACUUUGAAUUCACACAUGUGGAGAAACCUUACGAGUCCUACACGGGGCAGAAUGUGAAGUUGAGGUAUUUCCUCCGAGCAACUGUGAGCCGCAGACUGAACGAUGUGGUGAAGGAGAUGGACAUAGUUGUGCACACCCUGAGCACCUACCCAGAGCUCAACUCCUCCAUUAAGAUGGAGGUGGGGAUUGAGGACUGCCUGCACAUCGAGUUUGAGUAUAACAAGUCCAAGUACCAUCUAAAAGAUGUGAUUGUUGGGAAGAUUUACUUCCUGCUGGUGCGAAUCAAGAUCAAACACAUGGAGAUUGAUAUCAUCAAGAGAGAAACAACAGGGACAGGACCCAACGUUUAUCAUGAGAAUGACACAAUAGCAAAAUACGAGAUCAUGGAUGGGGCACCUGUGAGAGGUGAGUCCAUUCCCAUCAGACUCUUUCUGGCUGGCUACGAGCUGACUCCAACAAUGAGGGACAUCAAUAAGAAGUUCUCUGUGCGUUAUUACCUCAAUCUGGUGCUGAUUGAUGAGGAAGAGAGACGCUACUUUAAACAGCAGGAGGUGGUGCUUUGGCGGAAAGGAGACAUAGUGAGGAAGAGCAUGUCCCACCAAGCAGCCAUUGCCUCUCAGAGGUUUGAGGGGACCUCCUCACACAGUGAGGCCAAGCCCCCCAGCCAGCCUGCAGAGAACAACGGCCGGCAGUGAGAGGCCACGCAGAGGAAGGCUGCUGUGGAGCCACUGGGGACAGCAGCGACCAGGAGGAAGAAGGAAAAAAAAACAACAAACCAAACAAAAACACUUCAGAGACUUCACGAGAAUAAAUAUCCGUUUUUUGACUUAAUUCCUUUCUUCAAAGGACUCGUAGGGUGGGAAGGGGGUGGGGAGGGCAAGGCAAGCUGGAGCACUGGUUGAAGGUACCUCGGUGCUUCCCAAUCAACUGCACUCCUCUGGGGUUGGGUUUGUGGAGAUUUUGCUGUGCGGAGCUGCCUGAUCUCCUCUUUGCCCCCAGAGCCCUUUUUUUUCAGGGCUGCAAUGGGGAGGGAGAGAGCAAGUGAAGGCCAAAAUCUGCUGCUUGCUUCCCAGCGGUGUGGAGGUUGCUUUGGGGCUGUAUUAGGAUGGAUGUUCUUUUUCUUGCCUUUCUGAAACCCUGAUGAGGAAAGAGGACACAGUGUGACCAUGUCCUUGCUGUGCAGCACCCGUCUGCAUCUGAAGGAGUUGUGGCUGCUGGGAGGGAGUGAGUAGGAGGAAUGCAGAAGGAGGUGGCACAGGUUGGGCAAGGAGAUGAAGGUCCCAGUGCUACUGGAGGGGGACAUCAAGGCUCCUGGAUGAGAGCAGUUCCUCCCUAGUCCUGUCCCAGCAGCUGCUUGAGUGCCCCUGAGGUUCAGUCUCUGAUUGCUGUGCUCAGACAGGUCCCAGUUGCUGCUGCAGAAUGGGGGCAGAGCAGGCAUGAGAGCUCUAGAGAAGAGUUUUGGAUGGAGAUAAAUAAAUGGAGGCUCUCUUGGGAGUGGGCUUGGGCUGCCCUGUUCAUGUCUGUGUCCUUAGGAUGGAGCAGGCUUUGUGGCAGGGAACAGGCUUGUGGUGUUUUGUUUGAUCCCUUCUGCCUGUGGGGUGGGGAUCAGUAAGGACAGAAAGGAGAUGCAGUUGUUGUAAGAAGCUCAUGGUCUGAUGAAGCCAAGCAGCAACUGGAAGGAUAGUGGGGCUCUGAUUCCAGACACACAUUCCUGAGGCCUGAGAUGAAGUCACCAGUGAGGUUUGAGGGUAUUCCAAGAACUGGGAACCUGAAUGUGGGUUGGUGGUUUUUUUUCUUCUUUUUUUAAAAAUAAGCUUCUUUUAUUCUUCAGCUAAGUAGAAUCAUGAAAACAUUCCCAGAAGGGAAUCAUUCCUCCAUUGAAAAUUAGAUGUGGUUUUGUAGACUUGAUUGAUUUAAGUCUGGAGAAUAUCCAUCCUGUUUAGAUGCCCUUCAAGGCAAGGUGGUUAGACCUCCUACCAGAUAGAGAGAUGAGCCUGCAGUAAAUGCUGGGAUAUGAGCUCUGUCAAGUAGGAUUUGUCUGAAUUUCCCUGUGAGUUUAUGGCUCACUAGGGUUUUAUCCAGCUUCCUUUUGAUGCUGGAGCAUCCUCUGCCUCUGUCCUACAGCUGAUUGUAUAAUAGUUAUCUUGCAGCUGGGAAAUGGAAGUAUUUUCUGGUUUGUGUCGUGGAACAGUGCUGGAGGAGGAAGUGGAGCCUGGGUGGGAAGGGGAGCUUUUUAUGUAGUAAGACAGCUACUGUAUUUCAGUGAUAAAUGUGUGUUUCUGCUUGCCAAAGUAAGUUAUCUUUUACUCACCACGUGUAAGGCUGUGGUUUUUUGUAGGGCUGGACAGUCUCGCUCUGUUGUAGAGGACACUAAUGAUCUCAUACUGCUGAAUACUUGUGUCACACCACGUUUCUGCUGUGUAGUAGUGAAGAUGUGGCUUGCUUUUCUUUACAUGAGAAGUCUGUGCCAUGGGCUGGAGCCAUGUCUUCCUAAUACUGAAGCAAAAGCUGAUUUAAGACAACUUCCCUGUUAUGCCAGGCCAGGGGGGGGGUCACCUGCUGCAGGUCUCACAUGGCAAAGGAAUCUGGAUGUUGCUUUUGACACCUCCUCUCCCCCUCUCUAGGGUGGAACCACCUGUGCUGUGGCAAAACACCAUCUUUUAGAGACAAGCAAAGCUCCCACCAGGAGCCCCUGAGCAGACCAUCUUUGCACAGCUGAGCUGAGCACAGCAGCACCCUGACUGUCCCCUGGCUUACCCUCAACUCCCAUCUCACCUAGAAUUUUUUUUUUUUCCUUGUCUAUUCCUCUCGAUUGUGGGCUUGGUGGUGGUCAAGAAAUCCCAUGGAUGAAGAGGACUCUGCAUUCCACAAGUGUUUUGUUUACUGGCCAGAUAGCAUCAGUACUGGAUCUUAGACAGGAGUUGUCAGGAGAGUUCUGUUAAGCAUCUGUUCAUCACUUCUGGUGGGUUUACUUGGAAAAUAUUCAUUACUGUUGGGUUGUUGUGUUAUUUUGGUUUUUGGUUUUGUUUUUUUUCCUACUUGGUACCCCUCUCCCCACUGACCCUACUUGUGGAACAAGAAUUUAGAAGUUGUCCCCAUUUUUACCUAAUCUGAAAUGGACUAUUCAACCUGUUACCCACUGUGUUUGUCUGGAGUGGAGCAGACAUGCUGAGCAUCUUCAGAGUGAAGUUGAAGCAUAAGGUCACUCCAGGACAAGGUACUAUAGAAAAGUGUUUCCUUAGCAUGAUAAGGGGCAUGGAUGGUCGUGUCCCCCUGAGCUGGGUGGUUCUGUUCAGUACUUGGGUCAUUCCCUCUCUCCCGGGCAGUGUCAGGCAGGGGGGGAGUGUGCCAGAACUAAACCAAGCAGUGCAACCUGUAAUUAAGCCUCUGCUGUGUUUACAUGGUUCUUAAUUCGUUGUCUUUUCAAUGGCUGUAUUUUAAAACUUGGUUUUUUUUGUCUCUCCAAUUAAAAAGAGCCAGCCCUGGCUGUCAAA
This is a messenger RNA of Calypte anna (Anna's hummingbird), 4165 nucleotides long. RefSeq names its product VPS26, retromer complex component B (gene VPS26B). Bases 356 to 1366 code for a protein of 336 amino acids. The transcript is spliced from 6 exons. Gene Ontology annotation, biological process: retrograde transport, endosome to Golgi; intracellular protein transport. Gene Ontology annotation, cellular component: endosome; retromer complex. Lineage: Eukaryota; Metazoa; Chordata; Aves; Apodiformes; Trochilidae. The record is from RefSeq and is a predicted model, not a curated record.